Cetraspora pellucida is the source of this 2220-nucleotide messenger RNA. The record is from the annotation of a GenBank genome assembly. Lineage: Eukaryota; Fungi; Glomeromycota; Glomeromycetes; Diversisporales; Gigasporaceae.
AUGGAUUAUCUAAAGUCAACGUUGUCUCGGGUCGUGUUAGGUAAAGAUAUACCGACUCUUUCUUUUAAUAUUGCUGAAAAAAUCGACUCAUACGAAGGCGCAUCAAUAUGGUCUUUAUAUCAGGGAACCAAAAAGGAGGACGGAAGUCCAAUAUCUAUUUUCACUUUUGAUUGCGUUAAGCAAAAAGAUAAAUUGCCUUUAGCCAAAAAUGCUUUUAAGAAAUUUCGAACCAUUAGGCAUCCAGAUUUUUUACGUUAUGUUGAUGGUGUAGAGACUGACUCUAAUAUAUAUAUCGUUACCGAAAAUGUUACUCCUUUAAGAACACAACUUAAUGCUCAUUCUGAUGAUAAUUUAAUGUCAUGGGGGUUAUAUAAAGUGGGGAGCGCAUUAAAAUUCUUAAAUAAUGAUUGUUCAAUGAUUCAUGGUAAUGUUCGGAUUUCGUCAAUAUUUAUUAAUAAAGCUGGUGAAUGGAAAUUGGCUGGAUUUGAACUUAUGAGUUCUCCCAAGGAAGACAACCCUACUUAUGGUGGGUUAGUGGUCGAUUCUUCUAAAUAUGCUUCUCCUGAGAUCGCGAAAAAUUCUUGGAAUAUUCUAAAGGAACAUGAUGUGUGGGUAACAGACUCGUGGAAUUACGGAACUUUGAUCUAUGAAGUGUAUAAUGAAGCGUUCUCAUCUACUAAUCAACUUGAAAAUACUGGUGCCAUACCACAGAAUAUUCUGACUCCAUACAAACAAUUGAUAAGAGCCAAUCCAAAAUCUCGAAUUAAAAUAUCUGCUUUCAUUGAUGUUGGUUUACAUGCUGGUGGAUUUUUUCAGAAUGAUCUGGUACAAAUUAAUUUAUUUUUGGAAAAUAUGAACAUUAAAGAAGCGAGGGAAAAAGAUAUUUUUUUUAGCAAGUUGAUUAAUAUGAUUGAUAAAUUACCCGUAAAUAUUUGCAAAUAUAAAAUUUUGCCGGAACUCCUUAAAGCUUUAGAAUUCGGCUCAGGCGGUGCAAAGGUACUACCUUCUAUAAUGAAGAUUGGUGAAACUCUUGAUGAUAAUGAAUAUGAAGAAUUUAUAGUCACUUCUAUUGUAAAAAUGUUUGCUGUACCUGAUCGAACUAUGCGCUUGAGUUUAUUGGAAAAUUUAGGCUCGUUUAUUGAUCAUUUAGACAAUAAAACGGUCAAUGAGAAAGCAACAGGAUUUACAGAUACCGUACCAAUCAUCAGAGAGAGUACUAUAAAAUCAAUUCUUUUGCUCGCUCCAAAGUUGACAGAGCGCAACAUAAAUAACGAUUUGUUGCGAUAUUUGGCAAAGUUACAAAUGGAUGAGGUGCCUGGGAUUCGAACAAAUACUACUAUUUGCUUAGGAAAGAUUAGCAAAUACCUGAGUGACAGCACCAAAAAAAAAGUAUUGGCGACUGCAUUUACAAGGGCACUGAGAGAUCCAUUUCCUCAUGCUAGAGCGGCGAGUUUGAUGGCACUGACAGCAACACUAGAUUAUUAUGACGCGAUUGAUUGUGCAACACGAAUAUUGCCUUGUGUAUCAUUCGUUUUGGUCGAUAAAGAGAAACCAGUACGCAUACAAGCUUUCAAAUCGCUUGAUGCGAUUACCAAACGAUUAGAAAAAUUGGUUGAAUCAAUGCCCGAUUCAGCCAUCAUACCUGAUCAAAAUUCGGCAGGAAAUGGUGAUACUUCGUUAUCGGCUUCAGUUGCAGGUAGUGUGGUUAGUGUUGCCGAAAGUUGGACUGGAUGGGCUGUUACAUCGUUGACUAAAAAGAUCGCUGGGAUAAAUGUGGAAGGCGAAAUUGCAGCAGCACCUAUAAACAGUAAAAUCAUCGGAGUAAACGGUGAAGACGAAAUUGUAACAGCAGCUACAAACAGUAAGAUCACUGGGGCAAAUGUUGAAGACGAGAUUAUAACAGAAUCUACAAACAAUACAAAUGAUAGCAUUAGCGACAGAAUUAGCAUGGAUCAGAGCGUUUAUGCAGCAACCUCGUCAAUGAAGCUAGGAGCACAUCCGACGGAUGGUUGGGAAUUGGAUGAUUUUGAAUGGAGCAAUAAUGAUGGGUGGGAUGACGAUUGGGAUACUUCAAAACCAUCACCAACAACUUCGACUAGAUCCGUAAGCCCGAUUCAAAAAUCAACACCUUCUAUCGUCAUUGUUUCUAAAGAAGAUAAAGCAGCAGAACUUAGCAAGAAAAGAGAAGAAAGGCGACAGAGUAACUGUUUCGCAACUUAG